AUGCUGCUCUCCCUCGUUGUUCACACUUAUUCGCUCCGGUACUGGUUUCCUGCCACGGUCAUGCUGGGGACGGCCCCGGCUUACCUGCUCUCGUGGGGGGUCUGGCGCUUCCUUUCCACUCUUUUACCGGCCAGACUGUACCACACGUUAGACGACAGGCUGUACUGCAUCUACCAGAGUAUGGUGCUCUUCUUCUUCGAGAACUACACAGGAGUAGAGGUCAUCAUAUAUGGAGAUAUACCAAAAAACAAAGAGAAUGUGAUCUAUCUAUCCAAUCAUCAAUGUACAGUGGACUGGAUCAUUGCUGACAUGUUGGCCAUUAGACAAGGUGCCCUUGGUCAUGUUAGAUAUGUUCUCAAAGAUGGACUCAAGUGGCUUCCACUUUACGGAUGGUAUUUCUCUCAGCAUGGAGGGAUCUAUGUGAAACGAAAACCCAAGUUUAACGAAGAUGGUAUAAAGAAGAAGCUUCUCUCUCAGAGUCAGUCUGGAGCACCAAUGUACCUCGUCAUCUUUCCGGAAGGAACGCGCUAUAAUCCCGAGAUGAAGAAUGUUAUCGCCGACAGUCAGGCCUAUGCCACUAAGGAAGGGCUUGCUGUUCUGAGACAUACCCUUCCGCCCAGAAUGAAAGCUUCUCACAUUGCACUUGAGACCAUGAGGGGCCACUUGGAUGCAGUGUAUGACAUCACAGUAGCCUACGAGGGAACACUUGGCUCUGACCGCCAAAGAAAACCUGCGCCUUCAAUGCCCGAAUUCCUGUGCAAAGAAUGUCCGAAAGUCCACAUCUACUUCGAGCGUGUGGAUGUCAAGGAAAUUCCUCCCGAGCCAGUCUUCUUCCGCAGGUGGCUACACGAGCGCUUUGAAAUCAAGGACCGGCUGCUGGUGGAUUUUUAUGAGCACGACGACAAAGACAAACUAUGCAGCUUUCCCGGGGAGGGAAGACGUUCCUCCCUGGGCCUCUCCAAAACCCUCCCAGCCGUGCUAAUCUUGGGGGGCCUGACGCUGCCUCUUCUGCUGACAGACCGAGGCAGGAAAGUGUACUGGAGGACCUGGGUGUACGGGACUCUCCUAGGUUGGCUGUGGGUCAAUAUGCUUCCUUAA
This is a messenger RNA of Nerophis lumbriciformis (worm pipefish), 1098 nucleotides long. The record is from RefSeq and is a predicted model, not a curated record. Lineage: Eukaryota; Metazoa; Chordata; Actinopteri; Syngnathiformes; Syngnathidae.